ACUAGCUGUACUACUUCGUCAGUAAGAGCUACACAAUUCCUUUAAGUCAUACAGUUAAUCGUUACUACAAAAAAGCUUAAGGCAUAUGUAACCGCAAAUCCUCGCCUUUAAAAAAAAAAAAAUGGGGGACAAAAAGCAACAAACUCCUCCCAAACGUAUUUUUAUCAACGACGUCGACAGAUAUUCCUCCAAACACAUCGCAAAGUUCUUAUCGACAUCGCGCGUGGCCGAGGAGGAGGAAGAAGAAGAAGAAGAAGCCUCCCCUCAAAGGGAACCUGCUUUUCAAAUAGUGGGUACUGUGUCUCCUUCCACCAAAGAUGGUAAAGACAACGUUCUGCUUGAACAGUAUACGUCACCAACUCGAGACGAGCUUCUUGAGCGCCUGCUGGAGUGUGACGUAGUGGUGUACAACAUCUCAGAAAGUGCUACGCAACAGCAGAUUGAAGAAGCCACAUGGGCAAUCACCGCCCUUAAUGCUGAGAUGGAGAACUUCAAGUCUCGAAAAAUGUUCAUCUUAGUCUCAAGUGUGAUGACCUGGGCCAUGACCAAGCCACCGAAUCUGGAAGAAACAGAUGUUCUGCUAUCAGAGGAAAAGUUCAGAAGAAGAAGGCCACAUCCCAAUUUCAGAAAACACAAUCAUGUGGAGAAUCUUGUGUUGAAACUGCGUAGAGGUAAAAAGUUCAAGCUCACUGGAUAUGUUGUAGCUUGUGGUCUUCAGUACGGAAAAGGAGAGAACCUCUUUCACUACUUCUUCAAGGUGUCCUGGUUGAUGCAGUUUCCAAAAGUUCCUCUCUUUGGACAGGGCACGAAUCACAUCCCCAUGAUUCACGUGAAUGAUCUUGGAGGAGUGAUCCAAAACAUCGUUGAACUCGAGCCAAAGUCAAAGUACAUUCUUGCUGUUGAUGACUCCAAGAACACUUUAGAGGAUAUUGUAAAGAUGAUAAGCGUCACACUUGGGUCCGGAAAAAUGAACAAAGUACCUGAGCAGGAUGCCAUCGCCAUGAAGGCUUUUAAGCCAGAUGAAUUGGAUUACCUUAAUAUCGACCUCCGCCUGAAUGCUUUUAUUAUAAAAGACUCCUUCAGUCUCCGCUGGACGUCUGAAGCUGGGAUGGUUGAAAACAUGAGGAGCAUUGUUGAGGAGUACAAAGACACCAGGCAGCUUCUUCCAAUCAGAAUCUUCCUGGUUGGGCCUCCAGCUGUGGGUAAAACCACCAUUGCAGAGAAGCUCUGCAGUCAUUACCAAAUACACCACAUCAAGAUCAAAGAGGUCAUUGAGGAAAAGAUCACACAGCUGAAGGAGAUAGUGAAUGAAGCAGACCCUGACAUUGACAGUGAAGAGGUAGUGACUGCUGCACAGAAACAACUGGAACAGUUUAACAAUAGCAUGGAAAUGAAUGCAGGUCGACUGGCUGACCAUCUGGUUUUUGACAUUUUGAGAGAAAAGCUGAAUUCAAAGCCAUGCAGGAACCAAGGAUUUGUUCUCGAUGGCUUCCCGAAGUCUUAUGAGCAGGCAAAGCUGAUUUUCUCUGAUGAGGAAACAGAGAACCAGGAUGUGAUGCCCAAAAAACCCGUGUACAACGAGCAGAUCACUCCAGAGCACAUUUUUGUCCUCAACGCGACAGAUGAUUUUCUGACAAACAGAGCUCAGAGACUUCCACAGAGCGUUGCAGAGAAAAUGCGUUACACCCAGGAGGAAUUUGUCCCUCGCCUGACGAGAUACAGACAACUCAGUACGGCGGAGCAAACCCUGCUGGACUACUUUGAUGAGCUUGAGAUUCUCCUGGAACAUAUUGAGGUCACCACAGGUGAUUCGGAGUACACAGAUGUUAUGAAGAAGAUCACAGAGACAGUGGGGAUUCCCAAAAACUGCGGCCUGAGUCCAGAGGAGCAGGAGGAGGAGGACAGGAAGAAAGAUGAAGAGAGGAAGCAGAAACUGGCUGCAGACGCUGCUGAGAAGAAACGUAGGAAUGAAGCUGCACUGGCUGAGAUGGCUGCUCAGUAUGAGGAGUGGCAGAGGGAUUUGUCCGAGGUGGAGCGACAGGAGUACGAGCUGCUGGAAGCUCACUCUCUUCCUCUGAGGAACUAUCUGAUGAAGCACGUGAUGCCCUCGCUCACUGAAGCCAUGUUGGACUGCUCCAAGAUCAAACCAGAGGACCCCGUCGACUUUUUGGCUGAACAUCUGCUGAGGAACAACCAACAACAAUAACAAUGAAUCUAAUGAGGAAAUGAGCCCAUACAUGUUAUUUAUUUGAGGCUUUGUUCUUCCUACAGUAAUAUAAUCAAAGAUGAUUGUAACAUGAAAAGAUUGAAGGAAUUUCAUUAGAAGGUUGUCCCUGUAGAUGUGACUUUAACGUCACAGAUUCUAUUCAUAAGACUUGUGCCUUUGUUGUCAUUUAUUAGUUUACCUGAAGCAAAGAGGGCAAACACUGAGCAGGCAUAGAUAAUACUUUAUUUAAGGUAUAUUAUUUAACUCCCUGGUCAAUAAUACUCUCAGUGAGUAGGUCGCUCUUUAUAAAAGAUGUACAAACUAAUGACUUUUGUAAUGGAUACUAAACUAAUUAUUAGUCCUUGUUAGAUAAUUCAUAAGCCAUUAAUAAGAGCAGCUGUUGUGUCAGUAAUUAGUUAUUAUAAAUUCUGUAUACAUAUUAAUAAAGGGUUGUGUUUCCCAUCCAGUCUGCAGAUGUAAACGUA
Molecule: messenger RNA, 2691 nt
Organism: Anarrhichthys ocellatus (wolf-eel)
Lineage: Eukaryota; Metazoa; Chordata; Actinopteri; Perciformes; Anarhichadidae
Gene: ak7a
Product: adenylate kinase 7a
Exons: 18
Coding region: 122-2206 (694 amino acids)
Biological process (GO): nucleobase-containing compound metabolic process
Molecular function (GO): nucleobase-containing compound kinase activity; ATP binding
Source: RefSeq, a predicted model, not a curated record